Molecule: messenger RNA, 1927 nt
Organism: Echinops telfairi (small Madagascar hedgehog)
Lineage: Eukaryota; Metazoa; Chordata; Mammalia; Afrosoricida; Tenrecidae
Gene: CCDC184
Product: coiled-coil domain containing 184
Exons: 1
Coding region: 74-712 (212 amino acids)
Cellular component (GO): cytoplasm
Source: RefSeq, a predicted model, not a curated record
UCCCUGCCCCUUCCCCACCCUGGAGGCCGGACCCACCGGUCCCAGAGCCGCCACCGGCCGCUUCUGCCUUUCAAUGGAGGACCGUCUGCUGGAGAUGAUGACCAAGGACGGCGGCGACCUGCCGGCGCCCCUGGAGGUGUCCACCGUGCCGGCCGUGGGGGACGUGAUCUCCGGGGAGUACAACGGCGGCGUGGAGGAGCUGAUGGAGAACCUGAAGGCCCAGCUGCAGGCCCUCUUCGAGGACGUGAGGGCCAUGCGGGGCGCCCUGGACGAGCAGGCUUCGCACAUCCAGGUGCUCUCGGACGACGUGUGCGCCAACCAGCGGGCCAUCGUCUCCAUGUGCCAGAUCAUGACCACGGCGCCCCGCCAGGGUGGGCCGGGCGUGGUCGGUGGCCCCGGCGCCCCCCAAGGGCCGGAGCACCCUUCGCCUGGGACCGGGGACGGCAGUUUACUGGGUCACGAUCCAGAGGAUGAAGAGGAGGAGGACGAAGAUGUUGACGACGACGACGACGACGAAGAUGAAGAAGAGGAGGAGGAGGAGGAAGAGGAGGAGGAGGAGAAGGAAGUGCCCGUGCCCGCCACACCCACCAGCCACCGAGAGCACCCAGAGAGCCCCGGUGCUGGUCUCCUUGGAGGGGAUGGGCCACUUGUGAAGUCCCUGGAUCUGUCUGACAUUACCCUGCUGCAGCUGGAGGGCGAGGCCUCCCUGUGAGGGGACUCCGCGGGGGCACCUUUCCCAGCUGGCUGUGGCUUUCCCAGUGCAUGACGCGAGGGGACUGAACUGCGGCGCGCAGCAUGCUUCCCUCCGCCUGCGGGCGUCCGCUCUCCGGGGUCAGGCAGAGAGAGACUCCCAAGGAACGAUCUGUUGGGAAAAGGACACUGGGAGCAGCAAGCACUCUUUCUGCCCCACCAAGCGAGCGGCAGCUACCGACGGAAAGGUGAGGUUCCGGGAGAGGAAGCACACAUCUCUGGACUCCCAUCUAUCCCCUGCCCUCCCCUUUACCCCAUCUCCGGCCAGCAGGAGAACCCCUGACUUGUGUAAAUAAAAAUUUGGUUUUUUUUCCUUCUAUUGUGAAAAAGGACUCAUGUAGGACAAUGGCAAAUAAUCUCUAAAGAUAUACCUAGAUAUUAAGGAAUUAGGGGUAUUCCGUUCUGGCAACGGACAGUACCCUUCUGCUGAAACCCAAGCUAUUCAGCGCUCUGCAGAAGCCUCUCCCCCUCACAGAUCUCUGCGGCGGCUGAUGGGUAAAGGAAGCGUGAGGAGGGAACCGCAGCCCUAGGAAGCCAGGGGACGGGGGUUCCAAGGACCCCUAGGCUGGGCGGAGCUGGUGGUGUAUGUGCAUGGGGACCUAUAGCUCGGCCUCUAGGAUUUUGCAUGCAGAGCCAACCUGCCGUGCCCCCGACUUCAUCUGGGAUUGCUUUUCUUCCUACGGGGUUUAGAGAACAAAGAGCCCGCUCACAGGCAGAGACUAGGGUGCCCAGUCGCAGCCCAGAUGUAGGGGACGUUUGAGGGACUCUUGCAGCCCAAAGCGCGCUCUCUCCCGGCUGCACCUGCUUGACCUGAGUUCCCUGUCCUGCCGGUGUAUCCCUGCCGCUGCUUCUGGUGUUGCCUCCAUGAAGUCUUGUGUGUGUGUGCCGUGUGUUCACUUGUGUAGUAGCGUGUGAGCCCUGAGGGCCAGGAUUUAGGGCUUUGGUGUUAGUUUCAGGGGGCUUCUACCCUUUUGUGAGUUCCAAGCUAUCAUGGCGCUUCCUCCUCCCCCGCCACCCCCACCAGGGCAUGGAGCAUGUGGCUGUCCUGAGGGUCCUGAACUGAUGUGCCUCCCUCCCGACUCUUCAAGUGGUGACUUUGUGUGCCCCCCCCCUUCCUUUGUGUACCCCUUCUCAAUGCUUUCCUUGGUGUUAACCUGAAUAAAGAGGUGUCAUCUCC